AUGUCCGACAGGCAUUUCAUCAACGAUCCUACUCUGCUGGUGAACUCAGCUCUCGAGAGCCUCACCCUUACUAACCCUUCUGUGGCCCUGGAUGCUGAGAACAAGAUCGUCUAUAAAAGACCCAGCCAUGAGCCAUCGCAGGUCUCAAUUAUCAGCGGUGGUGGUAGUGGGCAUGAGCCGAGCUUCGGUGCCUUCGUCGGUACUGGCUUGCUCUCGGCUGCCGUGGCCGGAACUAUCUUCGCAUCACCUAGCGCAGAGCAAAUACGCAGGGCUAUAACUUCGAGAGUGGAUACUGACAAAGGUGUCUUGGUUACCGUCAUGAACUAUACUGGCGAUGUUCUUAAUUUCGGUAUGGCAGCCGAGAAGGCGAAAGCUGACGGUCUGAAUGUCGAGAUGAUCAUUGUUGGCGAUGACGUUGGAGUUGGCAGGGAAAAGGGAGGUAAAGUUGGUAGGAGAGGAAUCGCUGGAACAGUUCUAGUACACAAGAUAGCUGGCGCUCUCGCAGCACAGGGACGCAGCCUUGAAGAAGUUUACAAGGUCGCAAAACUCACCGCAGCUAAUCUUGUGAGCGUCGGAGCCAGCCUUGAUCAUGUGCAUGUUCCCGGGAGAGCAAUCGGUUCUAACGCCGCCGAGAGCCUUCAAGAAGGAGAGGUAGAAAUUGGAAUGGGAAUCCAUAACGAGGCAGGAUCGGGACGAAAGAAGGUCGAUCUCCCAGAGCUCGUGGGCACGAUGCUAUCACAGCUUUUAGACCAGAACGACAAGGACAGAGCGUUCCUCAACGUAAACUCUAACGAAAUAGUACUACUUGUGAACAACCUUGGGGGUGUUAGCGUCCUCGAACUAGGAGGCAUCACUGCGGAGGUGGCGAAGCAGCUAAGAUCAUCUUGGGGUAUUCAGCCCGUGAGGAUUCUUAGCGGAACAUACAUGACAAGCUUAAACGGGUUAGGAUUUAGUAUUUCGCUCCUGAAUGUCGUAAAUACAGAUAUUGGUGGUCCGAGCAUGAUUCAGCUAUUAGACUAUCCGUGUGAGGCUACAGGCUGGUCAGCACCGAUCCAGAAAACUACAUGGGAAGCAAAGAAUGCCGCUACUAGGGAAAAUGGAACGGGUUUCGGCCAGAGCAUUAAAUCAAGUGGUCUUAAGACCAACGGAAAUGCAUUCAAUGAUGCUUUGGCUUCAGGUUUGCGAGCUAUCGUAGCGGUCGAGCCAGAGGUGACCAGAUAUGAUACUGUGGUUGGAGAUGGCGACUGCGGUAUCGGCUUGAAACGUGGUGCUGAAGCUAUCCUUAAUCACUUAAAGGAAAAGCCGGCAACAGGAGAUGUCAUUGUCGAUCUCACCCAUAUCGUCACUAUUAUUGAAAAGGCGAUGGAUGGCACUUCAGGGGCGCUGUUUGCGAUCUUCCUAAACGCUCUUGUUCAUUCACUCCGAACUUUUGCCCCAGGAGAUGCAUCUCCGGAGGUAUGGGCUGGCGCUCUCAGACAAAGCUGUGAUGCGUUAUCAAGAUAUACACCGGCACGGCCAGGUGAUCGCACACUAAUAGACGCGCUAUAUCCGUUUGUUGAAGUUCUCGGAAAGACAGGAGAUCUUAAGGAGGCCGCUGAAGCCUCGAGGAAAGCUGCUGAGGAGACCAAGGGAAUGAAGCCUAGUCUGGGCCGGGCGGUGUAUGUUGGGGGCUCCGGAUUUGAACAGGUACCUGACCCGGGCGCUUGGGGAUUGGCAAGUUUCUUCCUAGGCCUUGCUGGGAUAAAAUCCGAUGAUGAAAGCUGGGAAACUAUAUAA
Daldinia childiae is the source of this 1776-nucleotide messenger RNA. Its product is annotated as Dihydroxyacetone kinase 1. The transcript has 3 exons. Bases 1 to 1776 code for a protein of 591 amino acids. Lineage: Eukaryota; Fungi; Ascomycota; Sordariomycetes; Xylariales; Hypoxylaceae. Gene Ontology annotation, biological process: glycerol catabolic process. Gene Ontology annotation, molecular function: glycerone kinase activity; ATP binding. The record is from RefSeq and is a predicted model, not a curated record. Gene Ontology annotation, cellular component: cytosol.